CCCCGCCAGUUACCAAGGGAGACGGUGCGGUGCGAACGCAACCGCGUAGAUUCCGCGAGCGAGACCCCGCGCGCAUUCGAAUUUCACGCGCGGUCGUGACAGCACGCAUCGGGGAACGGUUUGCGUUACGGGGUUACGCGGUGACGGUAGCUAGUGGUAGUGUCUUGUUGCUGCAGCACACUAGCAAGAUUAGAGCGUUGGUUGAUGAAGCGGAGUGGCGAGGAGGAACAGACCCCUUGAUUGCAUCUUGCCGCUUCCCCAACGCUCCCCAACGCUUGAAGAAACGCGCGUUUGUGAAUGAAAAGUGCGUACUGUGUGUGCGUGUGUGUGGUUUUUUUCUUCUUCGUACCAAAUAGACGGAACAGCGGGAGUGUGUCUGUGUGCGAGUGACUGUGUGCUAGUUUUUCGGAUGUUAUGGUGGUGGGCUUUCCCCACCCUUUUUGCUGCGGGGAGGCUUUUGUUUACACACCCGCGGUGCACUGGUGCAAAGGGAACGAUGGUGCAUUCUUGAAAUUCCAAUCUCCCAAAGUGAGGGCCUGAAGUGAAGCAACUCGCCGGCCCGCUGCCAAUAGAGUCGUUGCGUGGCCGAGUGGUUGCAUUGCGCCAGUGUAGAGCAAGUGUGCACUUUAGAACUGUGCGUGCGGGAUGUGAGGGAAAGCUUUUUUUCCCGAAGAAGGUGACACAUUUCACAACACAGCAACACCAGUACCUGAAACGAUGGAACGACACAGUGGACCCUUCCAGUCAAUGGACAAUGGUGGCGGUUGCCCACCCGGUAGCGAACAGCACGCAGCAUCGCAAACCUCACCGAACCCAGACCAGGAAGUCUUGGUCGGACCACGAAGAGGACGUUGCAAAUGGUUUAACGUGGUGAAAGGCUGGGGCUUCAUCACACCGGACGACGGUGGCCAGGAGGUGUUUGUGCAUCAGAGCGUCAUACAGAUGGGUGGCUUUCGAUCGUUGGGUGAAAACGAAGAGGUCGAGUUCGAGUCGAAACUGUCAGCCAAAGGGUACGAAGCGACGAGCGUCUACGGCCCUUCGCACGCGGAGUGUAAAGGGAGCGACUUUCGGCCGUACAGUAAAAAGCGAAGAUUUCGGAAAGUGAGGUGCUACAAUUGUGGCGAGUUUGCGAACCACAUCGCGUCAAAGUGUGAGCUGGGACCACUGCCAAAGCGUUGCCAUAACUGCAGAAGCGAGGAUCAUUUAAUAGCGGACUGUCCGACCAAACCCCCACCAGCACCACCACAGUCGUCAUCACCAAAAUGAGUCUUUCCCCACUGGAAACGAUACAUUUCCUUGCAUUUGGUGCAAAAGGGUCGUUAGCUUUAAACAGCUACCUCCUUUUUUUCUCGUACAAUAGAAGUAAAAAGUGUAGAACGUAAGCGAAGCCUAUCUGGAAAUCAAAUAAUAAAGAUUAAUUUAUAAGAAAUUUA
Molecule: messenger RNA, 1433 nt
Organism: Anopheles gambiae (African malaria mosquito)
Lineage: Eukaryota; Metazoa; Arthropoda; Insecta; Diptera; Culicidae
Gene: lin-28
Product: protein lin-28 homolog
Exons: 4
Coding region: 718-1266 (182 amino acids)
Molecular function (GO): zinc ion binding; nucleic acid binding
Source: RefSeq, a predicted model, not a curated record